AUGUCAAUCCCGCGCUGGCUAGCCUACGUUCUGCCCGUCACCGCGCUCCUUUGGGUGCCCGGAAUUGUCGCCCUUGCAGCAUACGAUGCCCGACCUGCAAACAACUUUGCACGACCUACGGUCUGGAACACGGGUACAUUCUGGUGGUCCUGCUGGCUCAGCUGUAUAUGGGUAGGAGGCUUUGUCUGUAGAGCCGUCGCUGGCUUCUUCCCACGUCUAUUCAAGCGAUUCCUUGGGCCUACGAGCAUCACGUACCACUAUGGCGUACGGCGCAUCCCUGACUACCUCAUCGCUUGCGAGGGCUACCUUGCCAUUGUCUUUCAAUCGAUCUUCGUCUACGCCCUUUGGCUGACUCUGAUCUGGGAUCACUAUCAGACUCCAACGACUACUGCAUCGAACAGCGCUGCCAAUCCCCUUGAAGGCAGUCUCAACAACAGCAAUUCCACGAUUACCUACAUCAGCACGAAUGAUGCGACUGGUACAGACUCUACGACGGAGCUCCUUGUGACUAUCUCACGCUUCUUCUUCGGUGUGAUGCUUUGCUCAGUCCUCCUUCUCUUGUUCAAGCUCGGCAUUCAUCUCAUCGCGUUCAGCUUCCAUCAAGUCACUUAUUCGCAAAGAGUGGCUCUGUCGCAAUUCCAGAUCGCUGUUCUGGCUACCCUGUGGAGACAGACGCGUCAGCUGGGUCGUCGCGGUACCCCCAACCUCUCGCGCGCCAAUUCUCAAACGAAGGGCAGCGCGACGCCGAACCUCACUGACUGGACCCCAGGGCAGAAGAAGCGACGCAGGGACACAUAUACCGUCUUGGGUACGGCUGCGAUUGGUCUUGUCGCCGAUCAGUACCACGCAGACGAGGACGCUGCGGAGCAUAUUGUGUUGAAUGCCUUCUAUUCCGCGGGCGAGACGAGAAAGUUCGCCCAUCGCUUAUUUCAGGCCCUUUCACGGCCGGACCCUACUGAUCCUUCUGCACCAUGGCUCUUGAGUACUGAGGACUUUGCUGGCUUCUUUCCAGAUCCCACUACAGCCUCUGCGGCUUUUGAGACGCUUGACAAGGACAGUAAUGGCAGCAUCACGCACGAGGAGAUGGAGAGCAGCUGUUUGGAGAUGAGACAUGCCAGGAUAACCCUCAUUGACUCAAUGCAUGAUGUGGACUCGGCGGUGAACAGUCUGGACAAGGCGUUCAUGAGCUUCUACGUCUUGCUGGCAGCGGUAUUGAUUGCCGCUAUGCUCAGUACUACCUUUGCCAAUCUGGUCACCUCUCUCAGCGCCGUUGUCCUAGGUCUCUCUUGGCUUUUCUCGGCUUCAGCUGCCGAGACAUUCGGUGCUAUCGUGCUCCUCAUCAUCAAGCAUCCCUACGAUACCGGAGACUCGGUAGAUGUCUCUGACGUCUGUGGCGCGAACUUGGUCAGCUAUACCGUCGCAGAGAUGUACCUCCUCUCCACGACCUUCCGCGACUCGCAAGGCAGAUACGUGCAAAUCUCAAACGCCCAACUGGCUCAAAAGGCCAUCAUCAAUCACCGACGCUCCGGCUCCUGCAGUGAGCAAUUCUCCAUCGACCUAGCCUACUCCACCUCGCUCUCCCAACUCGAAGCUCUGCGGGCAAAGAUGGUCAGCUGGCUCGAAGGGCAAGGUCGCGAUUUUCUCCCAGGUCUGAACAUUACCAUUACCUCUCUAGGGGAUCAGACGAAGAUGACCGUUGCGGCUGGGAUACGGUACAAGAGCAACUGGCAGGAUCCGGACCUCAAAGCCCGUAGACGUAACAGGUGGAUAUGCGCAUUCAAGGCCUUUCUUGCCGAAUUGCACAUCUUUGGCCCAGCGGGAGACCCGGCGAGCGGGGGCCCCGUGACCAAAGUGGCAAUGGUGGAGCCUCCCUCUCCAGCUACGCAGAGCGGACCCGCUAAGGGGGGCGAUGUCGACGAAGGUGGUAGAGGAGACGCCACGAGUGACCCGGCCGAGUAUAUUCUGAUGGACGAGAAGAAGCCAGGCCCCGCUGAUGUAGCAGGGGUGUAUCCCGUCGAGGGGCUCAGCAGCGGUGUGAGCACGCCUAGCCAGUCUUUUGCUUCGAGACCUAUGCCGGACGCGAUGCCGGGCAUGCCAUCUGUGCGACAGCGCUCCCAAGGACACGACGCGCCUGAUGCGGGCCGGAUGGCGUGA
Messenger RNA from Microstroma glucosiphilum, 2154 nucleotides. RefSeq lists its product as hypothetical. The record is from RefSeq and is a predicted model, not a curated record. Bases 1 to 2154 code for a protein of 717 amino acids. Gene Ontology annotation, biological process: intracellular calcium ion homeostasis; calcium ion transmembrane transport. Gene Ontology annotation, molecular function: calcium channel activity; calcium ion binding. The transcript is spliced from 5 exons. Gene Ontology annotation, cellular component: membrane. Lineage: Eukaryota; Fungi; Basidiomycota; Exobasidiomycetes; Microstromatales; Microstromataceae.